Molecule: messenger RNA, 1399 nt
Organism: Dromaius novaehollandiae (emu)
Lineage: Eukaryota; Metazoa; Chordata; Aves; Casuariiformes; Dromaiidae
Gene: MCUB
Product: mitochondrial calcium uniporter dominant negative subunit beta
Exons: 8
Coding region: 219-1274 (351 amino acids)
Biological process (GO): mitochondrial calcium ion homeostasis; calcium import into the mitochondrion
Cellular component (GO): uniplex complex; mitochondrial inner membrane
Molecular function (GO): calcium channel inhibitor activity
Source: RefSeq, a predicted model, not a curated record
CCGCGGGUCGCCGCGGCAGAGCGGGACAGGCAGAGCUGCCCUGCCCUGCCCUGCCCUGCCCUCCUCCGCGGCCGCUGAGGAGAAGGAAGAGGAGGAGGAAAGCGCGACCCGAGCCAGCCGCGGCCGCCGGAGGAAACGCCCUCCGCUCGGGCUCGGCGCCGCCCGCCCCGAGCGGCGGCUGAGCGCCCCGGAGGAGAAGGAGGAGGAGGAGGAGGACGAUGCUGCCGGGGCUGGGGCGGGCGCUGCGGGGCGGCUGGCGGCGGGGCGAGCGGCAGCCGCAGGUGGUGCUCGUCGGCCGGGCGACGCGGGGCAGAAGGGCUGGCUGCCCGCCGCUGCCGGCGCCUCAGGUGCAGCUGUUGAGGCAAACUAGAAGUGGGAUACACCAGAAGGGAGCGUGUUACAGCACACUGGUGCCAUCUGACGAAGUAACUGUUAAUUACAGAUAUGGUCUUCCUGUGAUAACUCUUACGUUGCCCACAAGAGGAGAACGCUGUCAGUUUACUGUCAAGCCAAUGGUAGUAACAGUUGGAGCAUUUCUGCGGGAUGUACAGAGAGAAGAUAAAGGAAUUGAGAAGGCAGAAAUUUUUGCAACAGAUGGUAGCAAGGUCUCCGAUGCAGCCUUGAUGGAGGUCUUACUGAUGAAUGACUUUAAACUUGUUAUCAACAACACAACAUACAGUGUGUCAGCUCCUAAAAAAGACAUUUUCUUCUUAGACAAGCUGAGUAGUGAGCAUGCUACUGAAAUGGAAGAUAUCAAAUCCUUGGUUCACAGACUGUUCGUGGCUGUACAUGUGGAAGAUCACCAGAUCAGGAAAGAGAGAGAAUUGCUACAGAAACUGGAGUAUCUGAAAGAACAGCUGCUGCCUCUUGAACAGAUGAAAGCCAGAAUUGCGGACAGUGCAGAUGCAAAGACCUCCAGGCUUCUAUGGGUGGGCUUAGCUCUGAUGUCGACACAAGGGGGAGCGUUGGCGUGGCUCACAUGGUGGGUCUAUUCGUGGGAUAUCAUGGAGCCAGUCACGUACUUUAUCACAUACGGGAGUGCCAUGGCUUUCUAUGCCUACUUUGUUCUGACUAAACAGGACUACAUUUAUCCAGAUGCUAAAGACAGGCAGUUCCUCCACUACUUCUAUCGGAAAUCCAAAAGCCACCAUUUCAAUGUGCAACAAUAUAACAAGCUAAAAGAAGACCUAGCAGAGGCUGAGGAAUCACUGAGGCGUCUGCGCCAACCUCUACAGCUGAGGCUUCCAAUCCAGCAAAUCUAUGACAAGGACUGAUUUCUUUUUUAUGAAAAAUUGAAUUGUCCUUUCAAAGCUGAUAUGAGCAUUUAGUUACUCUUUAGAAAAUGGAUAUUUUUGACCACUAUAGUUUUGAAAGUUACAAUAAAUAUAUAUAAAAAUAA